Saxophila tyrrhenica is the source of this 1551-nucleotide messenger RNA. RefSeq lists its product as uncharacterized. Lineage: Eukaryota; Fungi; Ascomycota; Dothideomycetes; Mycosphaerellales; Extremaceae. Bases 1 to 1551 code for a protein of 516 amino acids. Gene Ontology annotation, biological process: nitrate transmembrane transport; nitrite transport. The record is from RefSeq and is a predicted model, not a curated record. The transcript is spliced from 5 exons. Gene Ontology annotation, cellular component: membrane. Gene Ontology annotation, molecular function: nitrite transmembrane transporter activity; nitrate transmembrane transporter activity.
AUGUUCAAGCUCUCGCUCCUCUGGACUGCACCAGAGGUCAAUCCGAUCAACAAGAAAGCUCGCUCCAUCCCUCUGCUGAACCCACUUUCCGUACAUGGGCGUGUCUUCUUCUUCUCCUGGUUUGGCUUCUUCAUUGCUUUCUGGUCAUGGUAUGCCUUUCCACCGCUCCUUACGGAUGUCAUCGCAGCGGACAUCGACAUGUCCACGGAUCAGAUCAGGAUCAGCAACAUCAUAGCUUUGGUGGCCACACUUCUGGUACGACUGGCUUCGGGUCCCGCCUGCGACCGGUUUGGUCCCCGCUGGACCUUCGCUGGCUGUCUGUUUGUUGGCGCCAUUCCGACAUUCCUCAGCGGAACGGCGUACAAUGUUGAGCAGCUAUAUGCUCUGCGUUUCUUCAUUGGUAUCCUUGGUGGGAGCUUUGUGCCCUGUCAGGUCUGGACGACGGGCUUCUACGACAAGAACGUCGUCGGCACAGCGAACUCCCUCACUGCAGGAUUCGGGAAUGCUGGAGGAGGCGUAACGUACUUUGCGAUGCCUGCAAUCUACAACUCGCUCGUGAGCAAUGGCUUGAGUACCCAUACCGCAUGGAGGGUAUCAUAUAUCGUGCCUGGGAUUCUCAUAUGUGCCGUGGCUACUUUUCUGGUCCUCCUUUGCCCAGAUACACCUACUGGAAAGUGGUCGGAUCGCGUACAGUCGGCAGAAAACAAUCUCCGGCAACACAGCGUCAGUGGCCAGGUGGUUGACAUACCUGGGCAGGUUACAGAAGAGAAGAAGAAUCUUGCCAAUGGCGGCACCGAAUCUCCAUCCGCGCUUUCAGACGAUGAGAAGAAGCUCGACAACAAGCGUGGGACGUUCGAUAACAACGAAGCCCAGCUGGGCGACCAGCAGAUGCUCGACACAGCCCUUGGCGAAGUCAUCCAAAAACCUUCGUUCGGAGAAAUCUUCAAGGUCAUAUGCUCGCCCCAGACAUUCGUCACCGGAGCCUGCUAUUUCUGCAGCUUUGGCUCCGAGCUCAGCAUCAACAGCAUCCUCGGCACAUACUUUGGCACCAACUUUCCAGGACUCGGCCUGUCCGGUGCCGGUAGUUGGGCAGCCAUGUUCGGUCUCAUGAACGUCAUCUGUCGUCCGCUCGGUGGUCUGGUGUCGGACUAUGCGUACGGCAAGACGGGAAAUGUCUGGUCCAAGAAGAUCUUGCUCCACACCUACAGUAUUCUUGCUGGAGUCUUCUACAUCGCCCUCGGUGUCACCAAUCCCAUGAACCUGGGCACCUUCGUCGGCCUGAUCAACGUCGGGGCUGCGUUCUUCAUGGAAGGAUCGAAUGGUCUGAAUUACAGCUUGGUCCCACACGUGCACCCUUACGCCAACGGCGUGGUGUCUGGCUUCACAGGUGCAUGCGGCAACUUUGGCGGCAUCAUCUUCGCCAUCAUCUUCAUGAAGGUUGGCGACUAUGCGAAGAGUAUCUGGAUCAUUGGGGUGAUCAUGAUUGCGAUCAAUCUUGCCGUGUGCUGGAUCCCGCCGGUUCAGAAGUCAAAGGUCAUAGCAUCAUCCUAA